GUCACCUGUUGAGAAAGAAAAAGAAAAGAAUAACUGCUUAACGUUGUUCUCACUCUUCAAACUUUCUCUCUCUACAAACCUAUACAUACACCAUAUAUAUAUAUAUAGAGAGAGAAGGUAGUGAAUCAUGCCAUAAGCUUUCUGUAUACUUUUUCACUGGCCCUCUGUAUUCCUCUGUUGUAUCAUCAUUGUUACAUUUUUUUUAGAGAGAGAAAGUGCUGUUGUAGUAGUAGUUUUUGAGGAUCUUGUAGAGAGAGAAAGUGUUCGUCAAUGGCGAAUAAUACAGUGCAGAGUAAUAGUAGUAACAGUAGUAGUAGUUAUGAUCUGUCGUUUAAGAUCUUGUUGAUCGGAGAUUCUGGAGUUGGAAAGAGUAGUUUGCUUGUUAGCUUCAUUUCUAAUGUCGUUGACGAUCUUGCACCUACCAUUGGUGUCGAUUUUAAGAUUAAGACGCUUACCGUUAGUGGGAAAAGACUGAAGCUUACCAUUUGGGACACAGCUGGACAGGAGAGGUUCAGGACACUGACAAGCUCCUACUACAGAGGUGCUCAGGGGAUCAUUCUUGUCUAUGAUGUAACAAGGAGAGAAACCUUCACAAACUUGUCUGAUGUAUGGGCAAAAGAGGUGGAGCUGUACAGUAAUAAUCAGGAUUGUGUAAAGAUGCUUGUUGGAAAUAAAGUUGACAGAGAAUCUGAGAGAGCUGUGACGAGGGAAGAAGGCAUUGCCUUAGCGAAGGAACUUGGAGGUCUAUUUCUUGAAUGUAGUGCUAAAACUCGAGAAAAUGUGCAACACUGCUUUGAAGAGCUUGCCUUAAAGAUAAUGGAGGUGCCUAGUCUCCUGGAAGAAGGAUCGACUGUCGGGAAGAGAAAUAUCUUGAAACAGAAACAAGAACAGCAAACACAACAAGGUGGUGGUUGUUGCUCAUAAAACGCGUCAAACUCUAGGACUUCAAAAUGACGAUGUGUGCACUAGAUGGUGCAUAUCAAAUAUGUAUAUGUUGUUUUCUUUCUUCUUUACUGUUUUUUUUUAUCCUUGCUGCUUUGAAAGUGGUUAGAAAUGUCAUGUAAAGUAAUAUGGUCGAUGUGGUUAUUGAUUAAUGUUCUUGUUAAUAUUUGCCAGAUUGUUGUCAAAUUGGGUGUUUUUCAUAAUUAUUAAUGUGCAUUUCAUCACUAA
This is a messenger RNA of Capsicum annuum, 1170 nucleotides long. Its product is annotated as ras-related protein RABC2a. Gene Ontology annotation, molecular function: GTP binding; GTPase activity. Bases 271 to 924 code for a protein of 217 amino acids. The transcript is spliced from 6 exons. The record is from RefSeq and is a predicted model, not a curated record. Lineage: Eukaryota; Viridiplantae; Streptophyta; Magnoliopsida; Solanales; Solanaceae.